UCGGGGCCAGGGGGGAGUCGCGGCGCUUGCAGAGUUGCUCCGAGGCCGUGGCACCACAGUGCACAAUUCUACGUGCGAUUAAUCACAGCCGUCUGCACGUGAAGGUGAACUCCGCUCGUGCAGGUACAAGCGAUGGCCCGUGACGGACAGGUGUUCGUGGUGCUGGGAGGCUCGGGGUUUUUGGGCGAGCGGGUGGUGCGUCUGCUGCUGGAGAAGAUGGGCGACUCGCUGAGCGAGGUGCGAGUCUUUGACUGCGUGGUGCGGGACGACAUGCGCGCCUGGGCGAGCGGCCCGUGCAAGCUGACGCUGCUCAAGGGAGACAUCACGGACUACGAGCAGCUGGCGGCGGCCGUGCGCGGGGCUCACGCGGUUAUCCACGCAAUCAGCAUCAUCGAUUUCAUGAACAUCGUCCCCGAGGAGCGCAUGCACCGCAUCAACGUGGGCGGCACACAGAACGUGGUGCGUGCAUGCGUGGAGGCGAGCGUGCCGAUCCUGGUGUACACAAGCAGCACCGAGGUGGUGGGGCCCAACAAGCAAUUUGAUCCCUUCUUCCGAGGAAACGAAGACACCCCAUACAAAGUGUCGCACAACAAUUUCUACUCCAGCACCAAAUGUGAGGCCGAGAAGAUCGUCCUGAGCGCCAACGGCACCAAGCUCAUCACCGGGGGCAAGCUGAGCACCUGUGUUAUCCGCCCGUCGGGCAUUUAUGGGGAGAAGCACGACUCGCUAGAGCAGGCCUACAGGCGUGCACAAAAGAAAGGAGGGGUGGUCAUUCGCGUCUCGCCCACGAACUCGGAGCAUGGGCGUGUGUACGUAGGUAACGUGGCGUGGAUGCACGUGAUGGCCGCUCAGGCCCUGGAGAAGAAGCCCCAGGUGGUGGGCGGCCAGGUCUACUACGCGUGCGACGAGUCGCCCUUCAUGAACUACACUGACUUCAACAUGGAGUUUUUCUCCGAGCUGGGCUUCCGCAUAAGCGGAGAGCGGAUGAUUCUGCCUUACUAUGUCCUCUACCUAUUUGCGAUACUGCAGGAGGUUUUGCACGUGGUGCUGGGGCCACUGAUGGGCUUCAAGCCGAUUCUGAACCGCUACAUGCUGAAUUCCCUCAUCUCCACGUUUUCCGUGAGCUCCGACAAAGCACGCCGCCACUUCAACUACGAGCCACUCUACAGCUGGGCCGAGUGCCGCGAGCACACCGUGGCAUGGCUGCGAGCCUUGCCCGGUUCCGCUAAGCCAAACCCACCGCACUGACCCCACAACACGGCGCUCACUCAACUCAACUCAUUAUGCUAGCCCGACCUCACCACACAUUGACCAAUAAGCUAAAUGGGGUAAGGGUGAUGUGUAAGGAAAGAGAGUAUAUGGGUUUCAACACCUCAACAAUAGCUACCAGGUGCUGAAUCCACAAAAUUCCCUCAUUCUGCGGUGGACAGUGUCUCUUGUAUUAGCAAUGAACACCAUAUGCUCAGUGUUGAAACCUUUUUCGUGAAACUCUGGCAGAAUUCAGAAAUAAGAUAUGGGGCAACUUUAUUUAAUAUGCCGACAUCCUUCUCCCGCACCUCCGAUGAGCACGGUUGGCUGCAUACGUUGUGAAAGAAGUGCAACUUACCAUACAUAUAUCUACCGAGUAUAAACACACACAGAAAUAAUCAAAAUCUAAUUUUAUUGAAAACAUUCAAAAUCACAGGCACUUAAAGGUUUUGCUUUUUAGUGUAUAUUUCUUACGAACAAUGGCAUUGAGCAAAUUUAUAUAUAAAGUAAAAUAAAUCGUGUGUGAUUGUCUAGCUUUUGCAUUUUCAAAGGUAAACCGUAUCAAUUAUGAAAUGUAGAUGCUUAAGCCAGAGCAAAGUAAGGCACAUAGGACGAGAUAAAUCCUCAUCCCCAUUACUUAGAGGUAGCUCAUUAAUACUGUUCCCUGUACCUUUGCGAUCUGAGAAACACAAACAUUAAAGUGACUGAAAGGAAUACAAAAUCAAUGAUAUGGAAAUUAAAAAAUCAUUACAUUAUAAAAUAAAGACAGAAAGCAAGCAUGCAUCACAGAUUAAGAAAUAAUUUUCACUCGCUGUGUUAUUACUGAAUUCAGGCCCUGAUGCAGCACUGUGUAACACAGAGUUACUUUGCCACGUACUUCAACACAAAGUAAAUCUGGCCGUGAUCAGUCACUAACUCUGAUAUGUCACUCCAUUGCAUUGAACGUAUGAGGGCAGAUUUGGCCACAACUAAUUUUUAAACACUUUAUUCUGGUUCGUGCUAAAGAUUUCCUAUCUCACGUAAAAAGUGAAAUCGCAAUAUCGCUUCGUCCCUGUAGUUUAUGAGACAAUUGCGCUUUUACUGAAAAUUAAACUAUACAGCACAUGCUAUGUGAAUCGGGAGGUGGGGUCUUAAUGCCUCAUGGAUAUCGCUGUGGUUUUCCCACUAAUAGCCCCCACAUUCGUCCGGCUAGAAGGCAUAGUUGCGCCUAGCGGAGGGUGUGGUUGCGCUGGAGGAGGGUGGUGAUGGUGACCCCCCAUUGCCAGCAGAGUAUGCAGCUGCCCCCCGCACGGCGUUUUCACCCAGGAUACCCGUCUCUCGGGAUACCUUCAGCGAAAAGUCGACCACUGGGUAGCCCUGCAACAACACAGCAAAUAGCAUCAACCACGAUGCUCUUGGACAGAUGGAUGAAUCUAUUCUACUAUGUAGAAUGACUGCAACAUCUCUGCAAUUAAACCACGCACGCAUAAUACAAUAAAGAGGAAGAAACAACAUGCAUAUACACGGAUUCUGUAACGCUUGCCAAAAUGUGUUUUUGCUUUGGUGUAUUUAAUUCGCGAUAACAUUACGUUGUGAGCUAUACAAGACGAGGUCACACGGCACAUGACAUGAUGGCAUUAGACUGGAGCAAUUUGGGCUAUUUUAUAUAGGGUUAGUCUUGAUCUGGGGAGGCAGGGGAGGCAGAGCCUCACCUGUCAUACUCAAAUGAAAAUAGCUGUUACGAAAAAUAGUAAUAAAAUUAAGAUGAUUCCAUUGA
Petromyzon marinus (sea lamprey) is the source of this 3004-nucleotide messenger RNA. Its product is annotated as 3 beta-hydroxysteroid dehydrogenase type 7. Gene Ontology annotation, biological process: steroid biosynthetic process. Gene Ontology annotation, molecular function: oxidoreductase activity, acting on the CH-OH group of donors, NAD or NADP as acceptor. The record is from RefSeq and is a predicted model, not a curated record. NCBI's taxonomy places the organism in Eukaryota, Metazoa, Chordata, Hyperoartia, Petromyzontiformes, Petromyzontidae.